Asparagus officinalis (garden asparagus) is the source of this 1810-nucleotide messenger RNA. Its product is annotated as dolichyl-diphosphooligosaccharide--protein glycosyltransferase 48 kDa subunit-like. Bases 124 to 1431 code for a protein of 435 amino acids. Gene Ontology annotation, cellular component: endoplasmic reticulum membrane; oligosaccharyltransferase complex. Lineage: Eukaryota; Viridiplantae; Streptophyta; Magnoliopsida; Asparagales; Asparagaceae. The transcript is spliced from 14 exons. The record is from RefSeq and is a predicted model, not a curated record.
AGGCGCAACGUUCGGUCUGGGCUCGCCCGCUCUUAGCUGGGCCGCUUUUGACCGCGCGACGACCUCGUGCUUUCCUCGAGAUCACCUCUUUCUUCCUCACUUCUCGAGUCCCAAACCCUAGUAAUGGCGAAGCUCCACGCUCUCGUCGCUCUCCUCUUUCUUCUCCCCCUUUUAAGCUCAUCGUUCAACAUCGACAGCCCAACCGACCGCCGCAUCCUCGUCCUCGUCGACGAUCUCGCUCUUCAAUCCUCCCACUCUAUCUUCUUCAAUUCCCUGAGAUCCGGAGGCUUCGAUCUCGAUUUCAAGCUCGCCGACGAUCCCAAGCUCGCUCUCCAGCGCUAUGGACAGUAUUUAUACGAUGCACUUAUACUCUUCGCCCCUUCAAUCACUAGGUUUGGAGGAUCUGUGGAUCAGGCGGCGGUUCUUGAUUUCGUGGAUGCCGGCCGGGAUCUGAUUCUGGCGGCGGAUCCGUCAGCUUCGGAGUUGAUCAAGGGGAUUGCAGCGGAGUGUGGUGUUGAUUUUGAUGAGGAUUCGGAUGCAAUGGUGAUUGAUCACAUUGGUCAUGCGGUGUCAGAGACUGAAGGGGAUCAUACGUUGAUUGCAGCUGACGAUUUUAUCAAGUCGGAUGUGAUUUUGGGGAAGAAGAAGAUUGAGGCGCCUGUACUCUUCAGAGGAAUUGGUCACUCCAUAAAUCCUGCUAAUAGCCUGGUUUUGAAAGUCCUGUCUGCCUCUCCUUCAGCAUAUUCAGCUAACCCGAAAACCAAGCUUACAAGUCCUCCUCCUCUCACAGGCUCUGCUAUAUCAUUGGUUUCCGUUGUGCAGGCAAGAAACAACGCCCGCGUUUUGAUUUCUGGCUCAUUGGACCUAUUUAGCAAUCGAUUUUUAAGAUCUGGUGUCCAGAAGGUUGGAAGCUCAACUAAACAUGAGAAGUCUGGUAAUGAGCAAUUUGUGACUGAGAUUACUAAAUGGAUUUUCCAUGAAAGGGGUCAUCUUAAGGCUGCCAAUGUCAACCAUCACAAGGUCGGAGAAAUAAAUGAGCCCGCUAUGUACCGAAUCAAUGAUGAUCUGGAGUACGCUGUUGAGAUCUAUGAAUGGACUGGAACUGCAUGGAAACCAUAUGUAGCGGAUGAUGUACAAGUUCAGUUUUACAUGAUGAGUCCUUAUGUCCUGAAAACAUUGUCCAAUAACAAGAAGGGUGUUUACUCAACAACAUUCAAGGUUCCUGAUGUUUAUGGUGUUUUCCAAUUCAAGGUGGAGUACCAAAGGCUUGGAUACACAACCCUCUCUCUUGCAAAGCAGAUUCCAGUGAGACCUUUCAGACACAAUGAAUAUGAGAGAUUUAUUACAACAGCCUACCCAUACUAUGGGGCAUCAUUUUCUACUAUGGCUGGAUUCUUCAUAUUCACAAUUGCCUACCUGUAUCACAAGUAGAUGUUCUCUCUUAGAAUGGUCAGGUCCCACUAAGAGCGUUAGAUGCUUAGGUGGUGUUUAGAGCAUCAGAUUCGAGAUCAUACUUUGUAGAUGGAAUUUGAUGGAAUUUGACCAUGGAGCUUGAACCCAAGUUUUGAACUGUAGUUCACAACGAUAUCAACUAUUUAAUUCUUAUAUAAACAUGCCACCGCUCACAACCAUAUUGUCGCUAACCUUGCCCUUUGCUUUUGUUUUUUGGGCCUCCUUGAUGAUUCUCUACUCGAUGCAGUUAUGGACCAGGUUGGCGUUCAGAUUAAGCUUUCAAGGGUUUCCAUUCGCAGGGUAUCAGGAAACUUGUUCUAGAAUUUAUUUAUAUUUACUGAAAAGUUCCUUGUUUUAA